Cephus cinctus (wheat stem sawfly) is the source of this 1047-nucleotide messenger RNA. RefSeq lists its product as uncharacterized. The coding region runs from base 48 to 1022 and encodes 324 amino acids. Gene Ontology annotation, molecular function: odorant binding; olfactory receptor activity. The record is from RefSeq and is a predicted model, not a curated record. The transcript has 2 exons. Lineage: Eukaryota; Metazoa; Arthropoda; Insecta; Hymenoptera; Cephidae. Gene Ontology annotation, biological process: detection of chemical stimulus involved in sensory perception of smell; sensory perception of smell. Gene Ontology annotation, cellular component: plasma membrane.
CAUACCUGAAUAGAAACUAAAUUCAGAACACACUGUGCAUCAAUAAAAUGUCUUCCUUAACAGAAAGCGUAUAUACUAAAUACGAGGAUAAGCCAGAAGAAUCAAGAUCUGAUUUUGAGAAUCUAGACAUUACCUUGAGAUGGAAUCGCUUUAGCCUACGUCAGCUUGGGAUUUGGCCAGAUCCGGAAUUGUUUGGAGGCAGAUCAUUGAGGAAAUACAAGUUUCUGUUUCCUGCAUUUUUUAUGCUUGCAUUCACCAUCAUCCCGCAGACGACGUUGCUUGAUAUGGUCUGGGGAGAUCUGGACCUCGUCGUCGAUAAUUUAUGUGUGGCUAACCUACCAAUGAUUUCCGCUCUGAUGAAGCUUUUAAUACUCCGAUUCAACAGUAAAGCUCUACGACCAGUUCUCGCCUGCAUUACUGAGGAUUGGAAAAAUGUAAAUAACCCAGGGAAACGCGAAGUCUUACUGAAGUAUGGAAAAAUUGCAAAAAUUAUAUCCCUCGUCUUUACCUUUCUGAUAUACAUGACGGUCAUCAGCUACGUUGUUCUUCAAAUAUAUUUGAAUUAUCAGACAAAGAUAAUAAACGGAACGGAUACAUCGCGACGUUUCCUUUUUCAAUCUCACUUUCCUUAUAACACGCAAGUCAGUCCUAGUUACGAAUUGACUUGGCUUAUCAACCUAUUGACCCUUGACAACAUAUUGGCUAUCCUCGUACUUAACGUAUGUAGCCAAUACAAGAAUCUGCAAAUCGACUUGAAAAAUGUAUUAGAAAACAUGGAUACGUACAAGGAAACGUUUAUAAAAAAACUUUCAACCAUUGUACGCAAGCACAACCACUUGAACAGGUUGGCAAUUUUAUUGCGAAACAAAGUUUUAUAUAAAUUGGUCGAAAUAGUUUUAUCUUUUUUCUGUUUCAAAGGUGUGCUGAUACAAUUGAUAAAUCAUUUAACCGUAUGCUUCUCGUGCAAAUGUUUGCUUCUACGGUUCAGCUUUGUUUUCAGGGCUUUCAAGUACUUACGGUAAGAUACACCCAUGACGCGUAGGACUU